This is a messenger RNA of Rosa rugosa (rugosa rose), 1387 nucleotides long. RefSeq names its product protein SOB FIVE-LIKE 5-like. NCBI's taxonomy places the organism in Eukaryota, Viridiplantae, Streptophyta, Magnoliopsida, Rosales, Rosaceae. The transcript is spliced from 4 exons. The record is from RefSeq and is a predicted model, not a curated record. The coding region runs from base 388 to 1017 and encodes 209 amino acids. Gene Ontology annotation, biological process: cytokinin biosynthetic process.
UGAAGAGGUUAUGCCCCCCUCUCUCUCUUACAUGCACCCACUCCAACCUUCCCAACUGGCAUUUUUGAUUCAUUCACAUAACAGAGCCGAUGGGAUUGAGGAGAGUGAGGACAAAACAAGCCUAGGACGAUUUGAGUCCGAUUCUCUUUUGGUUUUUUCCACCACAUUCCACACUCCUAUAUCCCUACAUAAACCGGAGCUAGCUCCAAGUUUAGGCAGACACAUUAUUCAAUCACCCCCCCCCCCCUCAUAAUAGUCUGAGUUCGAUAGCUUAGCUAAGCUAGAUAUAUCUAGAGCAAUAGAGACUUUGAAACAGUUCAUAUACAGUCAUCUCUAUAUAUCUAUCAGAGGUAUUGUUGUUCUUUGUGAAAACACAAAGGAAUCAAUAUGAAUGUGUUGGCCUCGGAAUGCAGUAGUGGUUGUGAGUCCGGUUGGACUCUGUACUUAGAGCAAUCUUUUGUUUCUCAACAUCCGAGUGGUUCACGUAGAGGUAAUAGUAAUGGUUUUUGUGAGGAGUAUAAGGAAACAAGAAUUAGCUAUAGUAAUAAGGAUGAAGAAGAAGAAGAAGACCAGUCAAUGGUUUCUGAUGCUUCUUCUGGGCCUCCUCAUUUCAAUGAAGAUGAGGUUUACUUUGAUGAAAACAAUAAUGGGUAUUUUUGUCCUCCAUCCAAAGAUGUUAGAACAUUGAAGUUUGGAGGUAAAAAGCAGAAGAUCAAAGAAAAGGGUAGAUGUGGUGUUCAAGAUCAACAGCAACAGCAACCAUCUUUUCUAGAUGACACUGCUAGCUCCCCUUUUUUCAACAUUUCCAAGAACAAUUUCAUGGUGUCCAAUAAUCAGGCUUCAGGUGAUAGUGUCUUGGAUUUCUCACAAGGUUUCUCAUCAACUCAUUUUCAGGGGAGAUCUGCAUACCAAGACCACUAUGGUUUCUUACAAUCUACUCUACCUGGAAAUCCACUUCAGGAUCAAAACCAGUGGUUUGAAGGGAAUGAGAUAACAAGAUCUUCAUAUCAUCAAUGAUAUCAUCAGUUGCUGCAUGUGUUAGUGCGGAGGUUGUAAAAGUAGAGAUGGAAUUGGAUCUCAAAAAAGGAUCUUGCUCCUUUUUUUUUUUUUUUUCCUUUCUUUCUCUCCUUUUACCUGUCAAUGUGUCAAUGCAGUGGGAAACAACCUAAGAGGAGAAGUUAGAAAUAAAUUUUCAUGCUUCCAAAAUUUAAUUCCAUGUCAACUUGUAGUGGUGCAAGUGAGCUGAAAUUUUGCUCAGUCCAAGAAAAAAGGAAAAGGAAAAGAAAAGUUGGAACUUUCAUAUAUGUAGGCAGUUUCUGUGUGACCAUUGCAGCUAACACUUAUUUCUUAUGGAUCAGCCAAUAAUGAACAGCAUGGAUUGGAUAAA